AUGAAUAAUGGUACAGGGUUAUCAGAGCUUGAGCUCAAGAGACAAGCGGUAUUGGCAUCAAUGAAAAGGAAGAAAUCUGAUCGUCAAGCAACAGGCUCAGCUAUUCAAAUUAAUAACACUAAUGCUUCCAUGGGAUCUCAUAAAGAUAAAGGUAAGUUAACAACAAAUCUUUAUGAUGCUGUAAUGGACUUAAGAUCUUUAGGGUUUUCAUUUGAUGAUAUUGUUGAGAAAUCAGGUGUUAAAAGAGAAUAUCUAGCCAAUUGUUAUAAUUCAUGGAAAUUCAUUGUUCCCAAGAUUGAUAUAAAACAACCAGAACCAAUACCAGCUGUACAAGUACCAGUAUCGGUACCUGAACCUGAACCUGAACAAACUCCAGUUCUCAUACCCAAAUGGCAUGAUCAAAGAUCUCAUUCAAAUAGUCCUAUUGUUCAUCAACGUCCUUUGUUCAAUAAUAAAUAUACUAGAGUUCAAGUUGAAGAAAGACCUGAAUGGUUAAAAGAUCUUGUUAUUGAUUUAUCUGAAACAUCAGAUGAAGAAGAAUCCGAGGAAGAAGAAGAAGAAGAAGAAGACAAUGAUGCUGAUGAAGGAGAAGAAGAGGAUGGAUCUAAUUCAUCUAAUGAAACUUCUCAAGAUUCAGAAGAAAAGAUUCAUAUAGAAACUUCAGUUACUGAAGUUGAAAAUGUUAAUGAUAAAAAAAGAAAAUUAGAAAUUGAUAAUGAUGAUGAAAAUAAUGAUAACUUUAUCAAUACAAAAAUUUCAUUAAAAGAAAAAAUUGAAAACUUAAGUGAUAAAAUAAGGCAACAUGAAUCUUCACAAAAAUCCAAAAAUUAUAAAUUUUUAACAAAAGAAUUAAAAGAUAAACAAUCUCAAUUACUUUGGUUGAGAAAACAAGUUUCUAUAAUGGAAUCUGAUAUUAUUUCUACCAAAAGUAUGAUUAAUCAUCUGGAGGAUGGUAUGAAUUAUCUAUCAGAAUGGAAAACUGAAUUAGCUUCAAAUCUUGUUCAAUUGGAAGCUUUAGAAUAUGAAGAAAAGGAACAAAUUGAAAUGGAUAAAAGACGUGCGACUUUAAAGGCAAAAUUACAACAACAAAUGGAAAGUAAGAGACAAGAAAAAAUUAGAGAAGAAGUAGAAAAACAAGAAAAGAUAGCUAAUGAACAAGAUAAUAAAGAACAGGAUGUGGAGAUUGUUGAAAUUGCUUCGUCAUCAGAAGGAGAAGAAGAACAAGAAGAAGGAUCAAAUAGUAUUGAUAUAGAUGAUGUUGAUAAUAAUAAUCAUUCAAAUGGGAUGGUUUCAUCUGAUACAAUUCAUAAGAUACCAAAGGUAAUUAGUGUUUCUAUUGGUUAA
Messenger RNA from Hansenula ciferrii, 1344 nucleotides. RefSeq lists its product as uncharacterized. Bases 1 to 1344 code for a protein of 447 amino acids. The record is from RefSeq and is a predicted model, not a curated record. NCBI's taxonomy places the organism in Eukaryota, Fungi, Ascomycota, Saccharomycetes, Phaffomycetales, Wickerhamomycetaceae. The transcript has a single exon.